Ciona intestinalis (vase tunicate) is the source of this 544-nucleotide messenger RNA. Its product is annotated as ubiquitin-ribosomal protein eL40 fusion protein. Gene Ontology annotation, molecular function: protein binding; structural constituent of ribosome. Gene Ontology annotation, biological process: translation. Gene Ontology annotation, cellular component: ribosome. Lineage: Eukaryota; Metazoa; Chordata; Ascidiacea; Phlebobranchia; Cionidae. The record is from RefSeq and is a predicted model, not a curated record.
UCGACUGUCCGAAUGUAUGUGAAAAUAAGUGAACUAAAAUUUGCACACCACGCAUCCAUCUUUUUCGGGAACUGGUAAUCGCACUUCAGAUAAAGAUGCAGAUCUUUGUCAAGACCCUAACGGGUAAAACCAUUACCUUGGAGGUGGAAGCCUCUGAUAUGAUCGACAAUGUAAAGCAAAAGAUCCAAGAUAAAGAAGGUAUUCCACCUGAUCAGCAACGUUUGAUUUUUGCUGGUAAGCAGUUGGAGGAUGGAAGAACACUUAGCGAUUACAAUAUUCAAAAAGAAUCCACCCUUCAUUUGGUUCUUCGACUUCGUGGAGGAGUCAUUGAACCAAGUUUAAGAAUUCUUGCUCAGAAAUACAACUGUGACAAGAUGAUUUGUCGCAAGUGCUACGCUCGUUUACACUCAAGAGCAACCAACUGUCGCAAGAAGAAAUGUGGACACACCAACCAUUUGCGACCAAAGAAGAAGCUGAAGUAAAUGGAGUUUCCUUUUAGUAUUCGCGUCAAUACAAAUGGGAUUGCGAUAAUAUUUCCUAGUUC